Molecule: messenger RNA, 8626 nt
Organism: Anopheles moucheti
Lineage: Eukaryota; Metazoa; Arthropoda; Insecta; Diptera; Culicidae
Exons: 10
Coding region: 1-8412 (2803 amino acids)
Source: RefSeq, a predicted model, not a curated record
AUGAGUAGCAACAGCAACGAGGGAAAGACAACGACAGCAUCGGUUUAUCGCUUACUGCAGAAUCCGGCACCGAUAUGCAUGUUUUAUUUUGCACAUCCCUUUGGUAUUGCUUCACCGGCCAGUGGCGUGAAGUUGGCCCAAGUUCGCGAUAAUGCCACCAACGGAUGCCAUAAAAACGCUUGCCUGGCCGAAACCAACGCUGGCAGUAAGUGUACCAUCGGCAAUGGUACGGUGAAUGGUGAGCAAAAGCUACGCAAAUCAAACGGAAAGGUAGCGGACGGCGGGCGGAAUCCUUCCAAAUCACAGCGGAAAAUUAAUGGCAUGUGCGGCAGCGGCGCGGUGGUUGACGGUGACUCGAAACACCCGUCACAUCAGUCGCACCGGGAACCACAGCGGAAGCAUAGAAAGCAUCGGACCCACCGUAGGAUAAGCAACUUUGAAAAGUUUCUGCUCGAAAUUCAACAUUCGCACACGUGUGGCCGUGGCUCGUCGAAGGUGCGGCGCAUCGAUCAAGAGGAUCGUCUAACACCGCUCGUACCGUGGCCGAGCAUCAUCUGGAAUCGGGAUUUUAUCAUUCCGACGCUACUGCAAGCCUUGGCCCAGCAGCAUGGUCGAAAAAUUCCCGACAUCGAGCAGAUCCUGCGUACGGUUCGAUCUGCCUGGAAUACACCGAAAUCACAACGAUCACAUUUGCAAAGCCAAGACAGCCGCGAGUCAUCCGCAUCGAACUGGGACCUAUCGAGCUUGUGCGAUAGUUGCAGCCUUAACACAGUUCACCAGAGAAUGGGAGCGGGAACGUACGCGAAUGCGGCCAGCCCCGGGCCGGGAUUACUUCGGCGGCGCUAUUCGGUGCCGGAAAUCAUUAUGCGCAAGCAUACACUGGCACAGCAGAAAACAGAUGAUGAGUCCCUGUGGCUGCACCAUGACACCAAUCACAAUGUGAUCGAGGUGGUGGUCAACAAACACACGGGCACGGCAUCGGCCCGCGGAAUACUGAACGGACGGUUCAGUGGUCCGCGGACACCGCCGCACCGGAAGUCCUUCGGUUUGCGACAUCACCGGGAGCACCACGGUUCCAUGACUGGUCGCAGUAGUAGCGUGGAAAGUGGAGGCGGUGGAACUAACGACUGGUUGACGGGGACGGUACAGACGGGAACGCACACCGCAACCGGUUCGGACCCGUACCUGGCCGCGCUGAAGCAUCGGAAUCUGGCUGGCGGACGGUGUAGCAGCCCGCUGUGCAAUGGUAUCGGGUCAAGCCGGACCGUGGCCACCGGGACCGGAGGUAGUUUACGAUCUAUCCACAAUAAUUCUCUCAGUUGCAGUAGCGCUAGCAGUGUGAAUGGACCCCUUGCCAAUGGUAGCGUCGUUGGUGGUGUUGGUGUUGCUGGUGUUGCUGGUGGUGCUGGUAGUUGUGGUGGCGGUCAUCAGCAGCACUAUCCCUUGGUACCUUCGUACCGGGACAGUGACUUCUCCAUGCGAAAGACGACGCUGUUGCGACGCAUGUGGAGCCGGGAGAUGCGGCGCUACGAACGCUCCGGUAGCUGGUCGCCACCGUUGCGCCAAAUGCCGCGCCGCAUCUACAGCGUCGAAAGCAUCAUCGCCUCGGUCGAAGGCCAUCAGAGUCCAUCGCGUGCGGACGAUAGCGAGAGCGUGCUAGGGGAACGGGUGCCGGGCCGUCCAGGCAGCAGUGGUAGCGGCAGCAGCGUCGGUAGUGGUCGUUGCGCUACCACGGCAACGACGACGACGACUGGCACGACCGACACGACCGGUACGACCUCGUGCCUGGAGUGUGCCAGGCUCGAAAGUCAGUACAACGGUGGCUUCGGUACGGGCAAGAAGUUGCUCUCGCGUACGCAUUCCCGGGAUAUCGAACGUUCAGGUCCAGCUUCGGGUAGCCAGAGUCCGGUUCCCGUCUCUCCCGCACCCUCCGAACCGGCCACGGUCGAUGACCGCCGGCAACGGCACCGACGACGCAUGUGUUCCUCGCAAACGGCCGACCUUGGCGAAUCGGAGCCGAUCAUACUGGCAGCUGUUUCGGCUGCGGCCACAACAGUCCUUGAGGACGGACACGAGCGGGAGGCCGUUAACCACGUCAACGAUCGCGACGUUGACGACGAGCUCGAGGACGAGUAUCCGUCGCACAGUAGCUCACUUUCGUCGAUAGCGUCGCAGUCGUACCGCGUAUCGUCUGCAGCGCGCGUCCGGCCGGACAACGAGAGUGAUUUAAGCGAGUUCCUGCAGCAGGAACGGUUAGCCGCUGCGAAUGGCGAUGGGCGUGAUCGCACGGCUGCUCGGGAAGUUACUUCUGUCCGCCCUGGUAGUGCUGAUGCUAGCGAUUAUCCUCGAGAACGUGCUCCGGCUGCUGAUGGCGCUGCAGGAGCAACAGCAGCAAGAGCUCCAGCAGCAGUCGAACCUUCCGCACCGGCAGCAGUAGAGCAACAGUUUCCGUUGGGUAGCAGCAAACGUCGUCCGAGUGAGGACAGUAGCGUUGCGCUAAGUGCUGCUCUGUCCGAAGACUCGGAUUCCAGUGGGGACGCCGGGGACACAGGGGUUGAUGGCCAAACGGCCAACGGUGAUGCUGACGCAGAACGUGCGCGAUUGGAUGAGUAUAUUUCCGGAUUGCUGCUGGAAAAUCUGAACAAUCUUGCCGACGCUAAAGAACUCGUCCUGGCAACUGAUAUCCGUGACGGUGAGACCGAGAUACUCGGUGUUUACAGUGAGCGCCGGGCACAGUUGAAGGAACCGAAACAGACGGCGACGGAAUCUGAUCGACAGAAUAAUAAUCAACUACCCGCAGCGGAACCGCAUUUGGCUGGUACUAUGAAGCAAAAGCUUACGGAAAAGUACAUCGGUGAUGGUGGUGGUGUGGUGUGCAAUUCUCCCCCACAAUCAGAUAAACGCAAACUUUCACCCAAACUUGGUGCGGGGGAGGGAGUGGAAUGUGAUAAGGAGAAUGAGGAAGACGUUGCUAACAAUAACAACAAGAACAGUCAUAAUACUAAUCAAAACAAUAAUAGUGAUAGUGACCCAGGUGAGCGUGGUCAUCGACGGCAGAAGCAUCGUUCGAAAGGGAACGGUUUCUUUUUAAGAUCCGGCAGCAGAUCACCUCGAGCAAUUGAUGCAACAAUCAAUGGCGGUGCGGCCGAGAUAGAUCUGAACGGCAAAUAUUACUUCCCGGCGUACGGGCUGGAAACAGAUCCGUCCGACAAUACGGACAUUGCGUCAGAACCGGAAGGAUUGGUGCUGGGCAAGAUUGGCACGGGCUCCACGUAUGAUCGCGGGUCAGUGGUAGUUCCACGCUUUUCCGCCAUGCCUCGCACAGAAUCGAUGGAAGUUCAACCGUCCUCUACCAAUUCGGCGGAGGAUGAUGUCGACGGUGCUGAUGGUGCCGGCGAAGGAGACGAAGAUGAUGAGGACGAGAUCGAUGAUUCAGAUGCGAGUAGCCUGGUGGACAGUUUGGAUGGAUUUGGACCACCGCAGUUGAUGGAGUCUGUGGCGCGUUCCAGAAAGUCUAGACAACCAAAGGCUGAGGUAGUGGAGUCGACUACAAGCUCGACCGAUCGGUCGCCAAGGCACGAAAAGGGUGAAGCGUUCUUCGUGCCGAUCCAUGCCGAAACGACGGCAGCCUUACGCAUCGAUGAGCGUGUGGUCGUAGCUGAUACGAUGCCGCUACGCAUCAAAGAGCGGCUAAACAACCGACGGCGCUUGAUGAAGUGGAAACAGGAGCAGGAGAAUCUCAAGAAACAGCGCAAAAUGAUGCGUAUGAUCGAACAGAAGCGAUUCUACGGCGAACCGGCAAUACAGGUGAUCAGCACAAUCGACAAGUCGAUCAGCCGCAAGGAGUUUAUUCCACCCGGUGCCAAGAAGAGUGUGUUUGGUGGUGGUGCCAGUACUGCGGUAAUACGUGACACAUCCACGCCUUCCGGCCCUACACCUUUCCGGGCGAUGAAGCCGAAAAAGCGCGCUGGAGGCGGACCGGCAGCCACGGGGUCUGCAUUGCGCUCCGAGCUGGGCAUGCUGGAAUCGUACAAGAUUGAUGGGAAGGGUAACAUGCAGAUACAGACCACCGCUACCGGUGCCGGUGGACGAAAAGGCGGUGCAGCUCCACCGUUAGUCACAGCCAAAAGUCCAUGGGGUAUGACAACCGAGAAGCGCCAGGGGAAAACACCUCAAACGCAGUCCACUGGUUCGACUGCGGUUGGUAGUUCCGGUCGUACGAGUACGGGCCGGACAGGUGCUGGAAGGGGGCCACCGAGCACUGAUGGACGGCGUCGGCAGCAGGUGCUGAAGGAUGUACAACAGAUGACGCUGUAUCCACAGGCGGAUCUGACGCCGGAUAUUGAAGGCGGACCGCGUCGUGUGUAUCAGAAGACAGAAAUCCAGGAGGGUGACAAGCACAUCGAAAUACUGGAGAUAGUGGAGUGUGCAGACAGUGCACCGCGGAACCGCCAUGGAGGCAGACCCGCUCGUGCACACAGUGCUGGCCGUCGUCACGAGCGCGGUAGAGGUGAUUCCGGUAGCAGACACCGAUCACGCAUCCCUGUUCCGAUCUACCGGUUCGGACAGUACCGUCGCAGUACACAUUCACGGGACGGCAGUCCACUUUCGACCGGCAGCAAUCCAAAGGUAGACCGGAUGAUUGCAGACCUGUUGCUGGAGGCGUUAACCAAUCCGGAGGAGGUCGGCGUGAAGUUGGUCCGCACGCCGGAAGCUCUGCGGGACGCAUCCCGUUCGUCGUCCAAAUCCCGACCAUCGGGUGCUUCCACGUCCAAGAAGUCGGCCUCCACAGCUAGUAACAACAGUGGUGGAAGUGGCACUAGCGGGAACAGCAACAAUAACAACCUUUUGACACCGCGGCGCACAGCCAGCGGACGCUACACGCAAAAGUUUGAGGUAAUCCCGGAAGAACGGUCCAGCGUUUCGAUCGAGUCUUCCACUGAGGAGCUAUCCACCGGUGGCGGUGGUGGUGGCCGUAAGAAAGGUCCUCACCCUUCACCGCGGCGCGUCAGUUUCGAUGAAAACCAUCAGAUACUGAACCGGGACGAGCUGGAGGCACCCGCUGCAACGACACUCGUUGUUCCGAGUCCCUCACCCAAGCGUCAACCGGUAACAUCGUCGCCCGCGAAAAGUCCAACCCGAAGCCAACCGGUGGCCGGUGUCAAGAAGCAGGGCACGGCUACGGUCAUGACCAGCGCUGGCAAAACUAGCACGACCAACACCAACACCACAAUCACGACCAGCCGGGGCAAGGCGGCUAUCCAGAGUGACGUAAUCGAGGAGAAGGGAUGGAUCGGGUUCAGUACCCAGCACGAGGACAUGGCCACCCCAGUCCACAACGGACAGGAUGAUGAAGACACAAGACUCCACAUCGUGCCGCGUGGCGCACUAGAGCAAGCCCCUUCCCGUAGCCCACCGCACAUCGGUAGAAGUGUAGUAAGGACGAUCACCAUCGGCAACUGUGUGCCGGAGGCGAUCGAACACGAUCGGGCCCGUGUACCCGCCCAAUCGCACAUCGUUUCUAAUUCCUUCCACGGUGAUGGUAUCGCUCUCGGUGCUGAUGACGCGACCGACGACAUCCGGGACGCUCGUCACCUCUCCUCCACAGCAGACUCAUUCGUAACGGACAGUUUGAAUACCAAGCUUACCCCGGUCUCCGGGCCAUCGUUUCCCUCACUGCCCUCGUCGGCGCUGCGGUGUUGCGAACCAAAUGGCGACAAAAGCAAGCGAAGCGGUAAAGAUACGGGUGAUGUAGUGUCGUAUCAGCAUCACCAUCAUCAUCGAUUACCAGCGCCACCGUUUCAGCACCAGAUACGCGAGGAAAAUGCCUGGCAGGUGUUCCAAACGGGCGACUGUAAGGUGAUCCAGUCGAAGAUCGAGUACUACGAAACGUCCAUUCACCGGACGCCCCUUACUGGUGGUGAUGGGGGUGAAUUCUACACAUCAGAAACAACCGCCCUGUGUCCGCACACGGCUCCACUCUCAACCGCGGACUCGCUGGAAGAGUUGGCUCGUUCGAGUACGGGUGGCUCGUGGCAUCGGCAACGCACCACCAGCUUCGGUGCCGGUUCAGAUGCACCGCCUAAAACGUCCGAUACGACAUGUUCCUCCUGCUGCUUCUGUAAUCCCGAACUUCACACACAUGGUAGCAGCAUGAAAUCGAUCGCUGACGGAUGUUUCUACUGUCGGGCCAAACUUGGACAAUCGCCUACCCGUAGUUUCCCCGCCCCGCCAACACCUCCGAACAUACAGACAUCGCCGGUUCCACCGUCUCCACAGACACCGAUCACCGAGUUAACGCCAACACCUUCCCUGCACGAGAUAGCCGUGCCAGUGCGCAAGAGUUCACUCGCACGCCCACCCGGAAAGGAUGUUAAGACAACCGAACCGAAUGUACCACCAUCUCGCGAGGACGCCCCGUCUAAGAAGGUUGAUGUACCGGCUAGAACAAAACACGCAAAACCUCCCGCGGAUGUUUACUCGGACAAAGCAGGCAAGCGUUGCACGGCUAAAAGCACAACCACCGCAACAACAACUACGGUGACUGGAAGUGAAGAAGGACCGCAAAAGCCACUGCCACCAGUGCCCGGAGCAGCAACUCCCAAGAUGACACGUAAAAAGGCAACCGAACCGGGUGGCGUCCUAAAUCGACCCAAGUACACGAACAAUCUGACCCGGGCUAGCACCGUCGUACAGUCGGUGCAGAAGGAGAUCAAGAAUGAGCUGAGGGCACCGAUACGUGUGCUACCCAAGACAGCCAAGGAGGUCAACAAUCGGAAGGAGAAGGAACGUCAGAUCGGUCUAAGCUUACCGAAGGACGACUACGCAUGUCGCACCCGUCCAGCUGUGAGCGCUGUCGCAGACGAACCGAUACUGGUGGCAGUUGGAUCGGCGGAAACGCACGGUUACGAUAACGAAACGAGCAGUUCCGAUACGUCCGAUGGCAACUCAACGGCUGACAGCAGUCCAAACGUAAGUCCGUUUAAACGGCCGAACCUGCAGCAGCAACAAUCAUUACAAUGCUCGCAACCGCCAACGGCGGCCACACGCUGGAAGACGAAUAGUGAACGCAACCUGUCACAGCUCGCCAUUCAGAAGCUGGUAAGCGCAAGUCGGUGGGGCAGCAAGUGGCGCAAAGGAGCUACCAGGGGAUCACAGCAACUGGAGCAGGGUGAUGGGAACCAGCUGGCGGAGGAUGAUGAAGUUAUGGCGUCGGUGGGCAGCUGCAGUGAGUUGAGUCCGUUAAAGACGGGCACGAGUGGUGGAGGUGGAGGUGGUGUUGGCACGAUAGGUUCUACGACUGGCACGACAACAUCGAACAUCAUCAGUGGCAUCACACAGUCAAGCUCCAACCAAGGCUGGACGGUGACGGUCGCUGGAAACUACAACCCUGAAAUGGCACCGGAUGUUGAGAUGAGACUUAGCUUCCCGAAGGGUGCAACCGGUGGAGGAAGUGGAGGCAAGUCGGCUUUGACUAGCUCGGCGGCUACUGGUAGCUUAAGUCAUGCACCCCACACACCCACCGGGAGCUACAGUAACUCAAACGGAGGACCCUCUACGCUGACGACUGGUGCUGGACGGAAUCGGCAAGCGCAUCAGUUUGCGGACGGUGAUCAUCUGGAUGGUGUUGGGUAUCUCGGUGCUAGCAGAAGUACUUCCCGGGCAGGCGCCUUACCUCUGACAUCAUCCCAGGCACCGGGUACCCUUAAUCCGAGACGUAACCUAACACGCUCCGACGGAACAGGUGCUGGUACCACCAACAAGGAUUAUCGUCUUCCGAAUGUUGGCACAUCGCACAACAUUCUGGCAAGACCAACGGCGAGGAAAGCGAUUAAGACGGUGGAAUGUAGUGUCGUGGCGUCCGCAACCCGAACCAUCGCGAACAGCUACCAUCAGCUGUCACACCAGCAUCAGGCGGCAAACACUGGACAGCAGCAGCAGCAGCAGCAACAUCACAUGUCUUCACGUGUGCCACCGUUAGCAACGGGGCGCGGUGGUCGACCACGGCCCAGCAAUCAGCUGCUUCCUCAGCCUUCCGCACAAGUACUCCAUCCCACAUUGCAAAAUGGGAGCGGUGGAAAGUUCCUCUCAUCAUCCUCCCCUUCACUAGUGUCGCAACAGCAACAUCCAUCGCAGCGCUUUCACCAAACCGAACCGUCAUACCAUCUAGAAGACUAUGGCAAUGUCUACUAUGGUCAUCAGCAGCAAGCACCACAUCCGAGACGGAUGUCACUUGACAGCCAGCAACAGCAGCAACACCCAACAGGAUCGCCCAUAGCAACCGAUUGUCUGUCGGUCAUGGGUAAUGCGAUUGCUCCAGAGUUAAAACCAAGGGUACCGACCAUGAGCGAAAGGGACCUCACACGCAGACACCACGUGUGCUAUACCCGCACACAGCCUUACUUUUCGUAGGGCGUAGACAUAGCACACUAGAAGAUAUGGUAUGCCAUGUUAGAGAAGUACAGGUUCUUACACGUUUGGGCGAUGACAAUUCUCAGGACAGGUGUGGGCAACUACAAAGCGUCUCAUACAGCAAUGUGGUGGCUCAUCUUCUCCAUUAACAACCAGUUGACAACAAUCCUCUUCAGCAAUGGACUCUCUCACGUUUUGUUUUUAGUGUAAGAAA